CACUCUCCUUCCCACUUCCACAGCUUUUCUCCUCUCUCUCUCUCUCUCUAGUCUCUCUUUUGUAGCUCUUCCCUGCAGCUACCUAAAACCACUGCACGUUUCCAUAGAGAGGGAAGAUGAGUCUCUCUCCGAGAGAUUUUCUCUCUAUCAUCUUAUCUUCUUCUGUGUAAUGAUCUGAGCCAAACCCACCCCCCAAAUAACAACUAUACACACGAGAAGAGAAGAUCUUAUCCUUCUUCUCAUUCUUGAGUUCAUCUCCACAAUGGCGAUCCCAAAGGAGGAAGAGACUAGAGAAGAGCAGAGCAAUUCGUUUCUUCUUGAUGCUCUCUACUGCGAGGAAGAAGAGCAAUGGGAAGACGAAGAAGACCAAGUUGAAGAAAACUCUUCCUCUUCUUCUUCUUCUUCUUCUCCGUUCGUUCUUCUUCAGCAAGAUUUGUUCUGGGAAGACGAAGAUCUGGUCACUCUCUUCUCCAAAGAAGAAGAACAAGCUGGACUCAGCAGCUGUCUCGAUGACGUUUAUCUCUCCACGGAUCGGAAAGAAGCUGUGGGUUGGAUUCUGAGAGUCAACGCUCAUUAUGGCUUCUCUACUCUGGCUGCUGUUUUAGCCAUAACUUAUCUCGAUAAGUUCAUCUGUAGCUACAGCGUACAGAGAGACAGACCGUGGAUGCUUCAGCUCGUCUCUGUCGCUUGCCUCUCUCUAGCUGCUAAAGUCGAAGAAACUCAAGUCCCUCUUCUUCUAGACUUCCAAGUGGAGGAGACAAAGUAUGUGUUUGAGGCCAAAACCAUACAGAGAAUGGAGCUACUGAUCCUGUCUACUCUCGAAUGGAGGAUGCAUCUCAUCACUCCAAUUUCGUUCGUAGACCACAUUAUCAGGAGAUUGGGACUUAAGAACAAUGCUCACUGGGAUUUCCUCAACAGAUGCCACCGUCUCCUCCUCUCUGUAAUCUCCGAUUCAAAAUUUGUCGGGUACCUCCCAUCAGUAGUUGCCGCAGCUACCAUGAUGCGAAUUAUAGAACAAGUUGAGCCCUUUGACCCUCUUUCAUACCAGACUAAUCUCCUCGCUGCCCUUAACUUAACCAAGGAAAAGGUGAAAACUUGCUACGAUCUAAUCAUCCAACUAGACCGCAUCGGUUUACAGAUCCUAAACCAAUCUUCCCGUAAACGUAAGAGUCACGAAUCAUCAUCAUCACCAUCAUCGUCGUUGAACAGCCCAAGCUGCGUGAUCGAUGCAAACCCUUUCAAUAGCGACGAAAGCUCAAACGAUUCGUGGUCUUUGAGCUCGUACAACAAUCCAACAUCGUCGUCGUCACCUCCACUGCAACAACAACAACAACCUCCAUUAAAGAAGAUGAGAGGAGCUCAAGAGAAUGAUAAGAAGAAGCCGAUUUUGCAUCUACCAUGGGCAAUCGUUGCCAGUCCAUAAUCGAAAGCUCGAUUUCGUUUUUUCUUUUUUCCCGUUUAUAUAUAUAUAUAUUAUUACUGUUUUGUAAACUUUGAGAACAAAUCUUUGUAUUAAGCUUUCCCCGUUUGCAUAUACGAAAUGUCGCGAAUGCCCUUACUUGCCAUGGCUUGGUAGAGCAAAUGGGUGGAGGGUAUUCAUGACAUUUGACUGCAUGGGAUGUGAUGAAGAGAGGAAUUAGAAAUAAUAAUAGUC
This is a messenger RNA of Capsella rubella, 1654 nucleotides long. Its product is annotated as cyclin-D3-1. Gene Ontology annotation, biological process: mitotic cell cycle phase transition; regulation of cyclin-dependent protein serine/threonine kinase activity. NCBI's taxonomy places the organism in Eukaryota, Viridiplantae, Streptophyta, Magnoliopsida, Brassicales, Brassicaceae. Gene Ontology annotation, molecular function: cyclin-dependent protein serine/threonine kinase regulator activity. Gene Ontology annotation, cellular component: cyclin-dependent protein kinase holoenzyme complex; cytoplasm; nucleus. The record is from RefSeq and is a predicted model, not a curated record. Bases 263 to 1423 code for a protein of 386 amino acids. The transcript is spliced from 4 exons.